Solanum stenotomum is the source of this 998-nucleotide messenger RNA. RefSeq names its product protein PHLOEM PROTEIN 2-LIKE A1-like. The coding region runs from base 305 to 943 and encodes 212 amino acids. The record is from RefSeq and is a predicted model, not a curated record. NCBI's taxonomy places the organism in Eukaryota, Viridiplantae, Streptophyta, Magnoliopsida, Solanales, Solanaceae. The transcript has 3 exons.
UUCAUGUUUCUCGAUAAUGUUAUCAAUACGAGUCUCUACUCAACUUCAAAUAGAGAUUUAUAUUUUUUUGGUGACUUUUGUAUUAUAGAAGAUGUUAGCAAUAGGAUCUUCCACACCACAGAUGGGAGGUUCUUAAGCCAAAAACAGACCCAAGAAUAUAUGCUUUCUUUUAAAAAUUCUAACUUGGUUACCACACAGAGCAUCAGCAUAUAUCUGGUUUUAAGAUAGAUUACUCUUGACUUUGAGAAUUUUCUUUGCAAAAAAUAUCAUCAUUUGUAAGCUUAUCAAGGCAAUUGAUUUCUACAUGAAUUGUGCAAUACUUCCCAAAAGAGCAAAACCAAAGAACAACAGCAGUAGCAGCAACAAUAUUAGUCAUCUUCCGCGUAAAUUGGAAGAAAUCUUACAAUAUGCAGAGCCUGAUGUGGAAGUACUUUUGGAUGGACAAAUCAGGUAUUGGAUUGAUACAAGGACAAAGGCAAAAUGCUUCUUCUUGUAUGCCAAAAAUCUACAUGUCCUAUGGUCAGAAGAAAGCAGCAAGUGGAGUCUGCCCCAAUAUAAAGAGCAUCCAAGUGAUCAACCUGUUCAAGUUUACGAAAUGGAAACAGUUCUAUCACUAGCUGUUGGUGGAAGUUUUGAUGCAGAAAAGCUUUCAAGGGGAGUAGAGUACAAGGUUUCACUUGUGGUGUUAUUGAAGAAAUUUCUUUCAGGAUGGGAAUCUCCACUGCAAACAAUACUUGUUAAGCCUGAUGGUACCAAAGAACAUCAAAGUAUUGAAGAUCUUAUGGAAAAACCAAAAAGAGAAUGGAUAAAAAUUCAACUAGGGACUUUCAUCAUUCCACAAGAAAUGGAAAGUAUCACAAAUAUGGAAUUCUAUGUGCAUGAAAGGAAAGGUAAAAAACUUAAGAUGGGACUGGUUAUUAAAGGUAUUGAAGUUUCUGUCUAAAUUCUUCUACUAAAUAUUAUGAGUAACAAAAUAAAACUUACAAUAAUAGAGAUGU